Vespula vulgaris is the source of this 5017-nucleotide messenger RNA. Its product is annotated as netrin-1-like. The coding region runs from base 940 to 3192 and encodes 750 amino acids. Gene Ontology annotation, molecular function: protein binding. Lineage: Eukaryota; Metazoa; Arthropoda; Insecta; Hymenoptera; Vespidae. The transcript is spliced from 7 exons. The record is from RefSeq and is a predicted model, not a curated record.
AGAAAUAGAUAGUGGAAAGGGGUGGGGAGGGUUUAGAGCGAGAGAGGGACUCCGAGCAGUUCGGACGUGCAUCGCGCGAGGACGGCGGCUCAGUUAGCGGCGAGCCGCCACGAAGUCAGGGUUGUUUUUUUCUCUCCUUGUCAUUUUUCGCGUCGGAGUAGCGCGUCGUGUUCCGCGAUUCAAUCCCCUUUUCUCGCAGUAACUUUCUUACACCGGCUGAUCGCUGCCCCCAUCGAGAGAGAUUCCAUAUGAUCGUUUGCAGGAUAUCGGACUGAUCUAUUGUAAUGAAGCUAUUGAAGCGAUUGUACUCUUGCACGGGGUACACCUAAAGAGAAGGAAACUUUUCGGUUCUUUUUUCGAGGCAAAGUUUUCAUUGGCGAAGGGGAUAUACGGUUUCCUUUUGUUACUUUUCGAGAGAUCCUCUUCCAUGUACGAACCUGAAACUGUUUUUUGGUCACGCGAGGGGGCCUGAGAAGGAAGAAGGAGAGAGAGAGAGAGAGAGAAGGAACCGAGGAUUUUAUCCGAAAGCGUCGAUAUGACGACGAUGACGACGUCAAUGACGACGACGACGACGACGACGAUGACGACGACGACGAUGACGACGACGACGACGACGACGUCGAUGACGACGACGACAACGAUGAGAAGGAUGUAAAGAAAAGUUGUGUGGGAUAGAAAGAGAAGUAGAGAGCAGAGAAAAGGGUUCGACGUCAUUUCCUUCCCUCUCGUUUCCCUCCCUUUUGCAAAGGGGUCAGAGUUCGGGGUGCCUGAAAGGGCUCCGCGGUAAGAGACAUUGAGAGAGAAAGAGAAAGAAAGAGAAAGAGAAAGGGAGAGAGAGAAAGAGAGAGAGGAGGAGGAGGAGGAGGAGAGAGAGAGAGAUAGAGAGGAUCCUCUCGAUUCUUCGUAAAAUCGAAAGGGGAAGAAAACAAAGGAUAAAUCAUGUCGAUACUUUCGAUAGGAUCCUCGUGGAUCCUAGCCGCUCUGUGCGGCCUGGUGUUGGUCCAAACGAGGAGUUCCACCGCCGGUGGCGAGAUUUACGCAAAGAUGUUCUCCAGCCAACAAAACCCUUCCGAUCCAUGUUACGACGAGGACAGGCCGAGAAGGUGCAUCCCGGAUUUCGUGAACGCCGCGUUCGGUGCGGCGGUCGAGGCCUCCUCGACCUGUGGCAGCGGAGGUCCUACGAGAUAUUGCGACGUAAACGAGCAAGCCGGUGGAUCGAUCGGUAUCGGGCAGUGUCACAUUUGCGACGACAGUACGCCUCGGCGGCGAUUCCCGGCUAGCUAUCUGACCGACCUGAACAACCCGAACAACGUGACGUGCUGGCGCAGCGAGCCCCUCGUCACGUCGCAAAGCUUCUCCGCGCCGCCGGACAACGUCACGCUCACCCUGUCGCUCGGCAAAAAGUACGAGCUGACCUACGUAAGCCUACAGUUCUGUCCGCGCGCUGCCAAGCCCGACUCGAUCGCCAUUUACAAGUCGAUGGACUACGGGAAGACCUGGCAGCCCUUUCAGUUCUACUCGUCCCAGUGCCGGCGGGUCUACGGUAGGCCAAACAGGGCGACGAUCACGAAGGCGAACGAGCAGGAGGCAAGAUGCACGGACAGUCAUCGUUAUACCGGAGGCGACGGUCUAGGACCGGUCGGUCGGAUAGCCUUCAGCACCCUGGAAGGCCGCCCAUCCGCGGCCGACUUCGACAAUUCUCCGGUUCUCCAGGACUGGGUGACCGCGACCGACGUCAGGGUCGUCUUCAACAGAUUGCACAUGCCGCAGCAGCCCAGUCAGGAUCAGGUCUCCCAAUUGGGAGUCGUCGACGAGCACGUAGGCCUCGGCGUCGAGGAGCUCGCGAAACGCGAGAGAGAACGCGAGAGGGAACGCGAGGAGAGACUGAAGAAUCAAAAGAGCAAUCUCUUGCACGGAGUCGACGGUUUCGUCACCGCUCUACCCUCGAUCCAUUCCCAUCAGGUGAUCGCGUCGCGCGAAAUGCAAUCGAACGACGCGCUCGACGUCGCCCAGGACAUGAGCUUCGUGGCCGUGACAGGGAGCACCAGCACCAUCGGCACGACCACGACCACCACGAUCUCCAGUAAUCUCGGUGGCUCGAACGUCGUCGGUACCGGUACCCUCGCGCAUCACUACGCCGUCUCGGACUUUGCCGUGGGCGGCAGGUGCAAGUGCAACGGCCACGCGGCAAGGUGCAUCCCCGGCAAGGACGGCGAGGUCGUCUGCGAGUGCAAGCACAACACCGCCGGUAGAGAUUGCGAGAGGUGUCGGCCGUUCCACUUCGACCGACCCUGGGCCAGGGCCACUGCGAGGGACGCCAACGAGUGCAAAGAGUGCAACUGCAACCUCCACGCGAGAAAGUGCAGAUUCAACAUGGAACUUUACAAGCUGUCGGGCCGUGUCAGCGGAGGCGUUUGCCUGCAGUGCCGGCAUUUUACGGCAGGAAGGCACUGUCAUUAUUGCCGAGAAGGUUACUACAGGGAUCCGGCGAGACCGAUCACGCAUCGCAAGGCCUGCAAACCGUGCGACUGCCACCCGAUCGGAGCUUCUGGAAAGACCUGUAACCAGAACACCGGUCAGUGUCCCUGUAAGGACGGUGUAACCGGUACUACUUGUAACAGAUGUGCCAGAGGAUACCAGCAGAGCAGAUCGCACAUUGCUCCUUGCAUCAAAAUACCGAGGGUCGUGCAAACGCAGGGCACAGCCGGAGAGGAGAGCGGAGAACACGAGGACGAAGACGACGAGCGUGGAUACGAUGGAAGAGCCGAUCAAUGUGGAAAGUGUCGGGCGAGCACGAAGAGACUGAAUCUGAACAAAUACUGCAAAAGAGAUUACGCUAUACUUGGAAGAAUAACGGACAGGCACAAGAAGAGCGAUGGUUCGCAAAGCGGUAGUAGCGUGUCUGGGACAUCUUGGAUACGCUUCACAUUGAACGUCGAUUUUAUAUACAAGAAGAAUCCAAACUCGAGGAUUCGACGCGGCGACAUACCACUGUACGUGCACUCCGCCGAUUUGGCUUGCAGAUGCCCCAAGAUCAAACCCAACAAAUCGUACUUGAUCCUCGGCCAAGAGAGCGACGGUGGAGGUCAAGGUGGUCUCACUGUGACGCAGAGAUCGAUCGUCAUCGAGUGGCGCGACGAAUGGCAUCGUCGAAUGCGUCGCUUCCAACGUAGAGCAAGAUCGUGCCAUUGAAGGAGCAGCAAGUCAUCGGCACAUGCGAGGACGUAGAGAGAGAGAGAGAGAGAGAGAGAGAGAGAGAGAGAGAGAGAGAGAACGAAGGAAGAUUACAAAGAAGGAUUCGCCCCACCCGCCUUUAUAGAGGAGCCUGCUACCUUGAUUUUUCUAAUCGCGAAUACCGCCCGAGUAUCGAUCGGUGGUUCAACUCGCGAACGCUCGCGAUGAUUCCGUUUACGGUCCGCGAUAAGAAAGAAAGAAAAACAAAAAAAAAACAAAAAAAAAUAUAUAAAAAAUACAAAAAAGAUCCCCCAAAAAAAUUACAAAACAAAAAAAUUAAAAAAAGAAAAAUAAAGAAAAAAUAAGUCAAGGCGAAUAUCCAUACUCGCGCGUCAGCUCGAUUAUCUCCAGCGCGAGUAUCGAUAAUCGUGCGUCUUCCGUGCUCGAUGUCCACCAUACCAUUAACUAUCUCGCACUGGUGUGCCGGUAUUAUUCGAGACGCUACCGUUUACCGAAGAUAAAGAUAAAGGUUUCAAGCGCGUAAAGCUCGUGCGUUCGAUGCUUCAAAUUUUGAUUUACUCGCGGCGGUGUCGGCGGCAAUAGUAGCAGCAGCAGCAGCAGCAGCAGCAGCAGCAGCAGCAGCAGCAGCAGCAGCAGCAGCAGCAGCAGAAGCAGCAUCAGUAGUAGCGGCAGUUUCGCCUUAAGUCGUUCUCAACCCUUCUGUCGAAAACGAGCGUGCGAACGUGAGAGAGAGAAAGAGAGAAAGAGAAAGAGAAAGAAAAAAAGAGAGACAGCAUGAACGAGCACGCGACCCGAGAGAAUGAAUGCGUGUGUAAAUGAAUGCGAGCGAGAGAAAGAGAGACAGAAAGAGAGAGAGAGAGAAAGAGAGAAAAGAAAGAGAGAGAGAGAGAGAGAGAGAGAGAGAGAAAGAAACAAGUGGACAAGCUAGUGAAACGAGAAGAGUUAAGCGCAAGGCACGGAAUAUAUUUAGCUGUCGUAUAUUAUCAUCAAAGCCAUAUCGUGCUGUCGGCUCAAGGAGCGAAGAACCGUCGGCUUUGGACAUACGUUGGACACGAGCCACGAUUACGAAGGCCCCAAAACGGUCCUCCGCUUACCGACAUUUCGCAGCCACAGAAAAUCGCUUCCUCCUCGUGUCGUCUCGCGACUCGCGCGAUUCCAAAGACACGAUCUUUUCGCGUUUAACACAACAUUAUACAUUUUUACCGAUAAAAGUUAAGAAACCUUAAAGACCACGUAUACAUAUACAUACAUACAUACGUACAUACAUACAUACGUACAUACAUACAUACAUACAUACAUAGAUACAUACAUACAUAGAUACAUACGUGCAAAAGUCAUACUCCUUUACGAUAUAAAUGUCUCGAAUGUUUCGAAUAAAUCGAAGUGUUACUUAACUAUUGUCGGUAGGUUUAAUUUCCGUAAAUAAAUUGAAACGAUCGACUUCUCCUUUCGUUUCGCGUUAAUGCGAAUAAAAGGACGAGCGGCGGCGAAACCAUGAGAAUUCCGCAAGACCGUGCGACCGACGACUGUAAAUGGCACAAAACUUCCAUAUACGCUAGCCCCGAGGCCUUUCCUCGAGCCCACCUCCUUCCUCCUACUCCGUCUCCUACAUCGCCUCUUCUUUUUUAAUUUAUUUAUUCUUCUUCGCUCGUACGACGAUAACGCGUCGACACGACACGACACGAAACAUCCUACGCUCAACACGCACCUACACACAUAUAUACACACGCGCACGUACGGACAGACAGACGGACAGUGGACACGGUCAUACAAGUAUUUCCGUACACACGCUCGUACACACACACACACACACACACACGCG